This is a messenger RNA of Homo sapiens (human), 18384 nucleotides long. RefSeq names its product tudor domain containing 3 (gene TDRD3). Bases 15530 to 18151 code for a protein of 873 amino acids. NCBI's taxonomy places the organism in Eukaryota, Metazoa, Chordata, Mammalia, Primates, Hominidae. Gene Ontology annotation, cellular component: nucleus; cytoplasm. Gene Ontology annotation, biological process: positive regulation of DNA-templated transcription. The transcript is spliced from 16 exons. The record is from RefSeq and is a predicted model, not a curated record.
CUCAUUUUUCUCUUGCCAUCGCCAUGAAAGAAGUGCCUUUCACCUCCCACCAUGAUUCUGAGGCCUCCCCAGCCAUGUGGAACUGUAAGUCCUGUUAAACCUCUUUUUCUUCCUAGUCUUGGGUAUGCCUUUAUCAGUAGCAUGAAAAUGGUCUAGUAUAUUCAGUUAGAAAGGAGUUAAGAUGAUGAAAUUAUAUUUCAUGCUAGGGCCUUUAAUGAGGCAAAGAAGUAGGAAUCUAGGUAUCUUGCAGUCUAAGUUGUCAUAGAGUUCAAGUCCACUGGGGUUUUACCUGAGGACUCUGCUAAACAGAGUUUACUCUUGUUAUCUUGCAAUUAUGAGCACCAAAAAGGACGUGUAUGUGUUACUGUUAGGACAUAAAGCAUGUAAAAUGGGCUCCUCAGUAUCCUUGCUCAGUUCACUGUACUCAGAAUGGCAAGUACUGGCAACCCUUUGUGUCUGUGCUGAGAGUGCAAGUUGAUAUUCAGGGGCCUCUACUCCUAGGAAUUGGCCACGAUCUUUUCUCUAGGCUGCCUGCUGAUUCCCUUAGUAUGUUCUAAUUUGAGUAAUAAUGAGAUUUCUCAGGAUCGUUUUGAUUUGACUUCUUUCCUCAGUUUUGCUUCUUGGGGAUGGAUAGGGUAGGGUUAGUUCUCAGGCUACAUGAGAAUCUUCUUUGGUUGCUACAUUUUGAAGUUGUGCAAGAGCUGGAUGUACGUUUUCCCUUAUUUUGGUUGUUGCUGAUAAAUUUUUUGACUGCCUUUUCUGGUUGUGGAUUUUUUGCUUUGGUUUUAUGUUUUUUCCCUGUUUAAUUACUCAUUCAUCAAAAGUCUUUAUAAACAUAUUAAUUAGAUGUUUCCCUAGUAAAGUUGAUACAUAAUGAAAGUUUGUAUAUGCGUAUAUUAAAAACAUAAUGGCUGUACAGUACCAUGAAAUUUCAGUGACCAUUUUUGUGCCUGUGUUUACAUUGUUGUUAGUGCAAAGUGGCCACCCAAAAUAUUUAACUUUGUUAAUAAACAUAUCUAGCUGCUCUUUGCAACACAGACACCUGCCAUAGUACUCAUUAAAUUUUCUACUAGUUAUAAAGACUUAGUUAGCUAUGAUAGUUCACAAUUAAAAGACACUCUCAUAUAAUUAGAUGUAGUUUCUUAACAAAUUGAGAGUUUAACAAGUUGAAUUAAAAAUUCAUGAAGAAAAGAGUGCAGUGUAGUGGUAUAUACUUUUACAGUUACAGGGUAAUGAGAAUGGACUUAAUACUUAAAUAAUACAUGACAGAAAUUAUGGUGUGCCUACUGAAGUUUGAUUAUCUUGAAAGUUCAACAGAGCCUUGACAUUUUUACUAGUUUCUACUUAUGUGAAUAAGCAUUUAUUUUGAUAUUAUUUUAAGCAAAAUGCAAAAGCAGAUUAAAUACGAAACUGGCCUGAGCUACAUUUUUCCAAUGCUUAAAAAAAAUGCCCUGCCUUAAUUAGGUUGAAGGCUAGGCUGAUGUAAGAGAAGCCUGGAGAACAUAGGUUUUUUUUGGUUUUUCUUUUUUUUUGGUCACAAAACAACCCAAAAUAGUUAGACAGUUCUGCUUUGUGCUGUCAUUUAAGGACCCAGGUUCCUUUCAUCUUAUUGCUUUGAUGUCCCCUCACCCCUUGCUACUCCAAGUGUGGUCCACAGGCCAGCAGCAUUGAUAUCACCUGGUAGCUUGUUAGAAGUGUAGAAUCUCAAACCUCACCAGCAUCUUAAUUUUAGUAAGAUUCUUAUUAAAGAAUCUUAUUGCACAUUAAAGUGAUUCUUUUGCACAUUAAGGUUUGAGGAGCAGCACUUUAGGGUAUUGUCAUUGUCUUCAUGGUCAUAGCAGAGUAGCUGACAAAUUUGGGUUUCCCUAGCUGGAAUGGGAAGAACAGCAGAGAGCCAUAGAGUCAGUUCCCUGAGGAAGAGAGACAUCGUAUCCUUGGUUUCUAAGAACUUUAAUCUGACAUCUACCUGAAAGGGAUUCUGAGAACUGUGGCCUAGCUCAGUGACUCUCAAACAAACAACUAGUUAAAUCUUAUAAACUGUAAAACCUUGUGGUAGUGUGAGAUUGCUCCAAAAGUUUCUGUACAUAUCCAAUCAUGUGACAGUAACAGAGUUUGUGGAUUGGCAUUAAUCCAUGAACCACACUUGAAGUAGGUCAUAUUUGACAUAUUUGAAUUUUUCAUUCAGUGAUAUUGUUCAGCUUACGGUAAAUUUGAGUGAAUUGGUGUGAGUAAAUGAGGCUCUAUUUUUUUGGCCUUUGAUACUUUUUGAUUUAGUUUACUUAAUAUUCUUCUACUUUUUAAAAAAUAGUGAUAUCACUUAUUUUUAGUGAUAAUCUUACGUUUGUAAGGACUUUUCAGCUUGAAAAGCCCUUUUCCCUACAUUAUAUGGCAUUCUAUAAUAGUAGGUAGUAUGGACUGUAUUUGCUUAUAAAAAGGGAUUACAAGCCUUGUUGGUUUAAUCAUGCUGAUAACUAGUAUGACACAUCAAGAAAUGGAUGCUUUUUUAAUGAAAUGAUGCCUUCUUUUUAUGUAUUUUGUAACUUUCUUAUACUUUUAGUUAUUAAUUAGUAUUUGUUUUGAAUUGGUGUUAUGAAACUUAUCUGGGCCAUUAUAUUGGCCAACUGCUUGAUUUUUUUUGUUAUUAUUCUUGCCUUGACAUGUUUUCAUGGAAAAUAAAAUUGAAUUGGACUGUUAGUGGUCUUUUAAAAUGGUUUACCUUAUCGCAGUAGCUUUCAUUUCAUGUGUAAAUUAAAUUGCUUAUCAUUAUUCUUAAACAUUUGCUUAAAGUAAUGCUUUAAGCAAAAGUAUAUGUAAAAUAUGAUUAUAGAUCUCUACAUAUCUAAGAUGCGUACUUUAAAAGUUGAAAUACAGGCUCAUGUUUGACUGAAUGUUUUUGUUAUUUUCAACUUGCUUUUUGCUGUUACGGCCUGCCUGGUAUUCCCUGCAGUAUCCCUGUACUCCCAAUUUUUUUUUUUUUUGCCUAAGUACCCAAUAUAUAUGAACUAAUAGGUCAACAGGAAGUUAGCAUGUGAAAAUGCUGCCAAGGAAUGGGCCCAAAAGCUUGAAUCACUUUGUGUUUGAAACUGAGAUGUGUAAAUUAAAUGAUUUUGAAUAAACAUUUAUAUUAGAAUUAGUUAAUUAUAAUUAAUUAGAAUUUCAUCACAAAACUGAAUUAUUGUGAGAGAUUACUGAGGAAAAAAAUAGUUACAAAAACACUGCCAUGUACCUUUUAUAUUCAGUUAGAUAUAUAUCUGCUUGAGAAGCUGUAUGGCUGGUGUUUACGAGCAUGGGCUCUUGAAGACCAAUUCUCCUGAGCUGAGAUCAGUCCUGGUUCUGCCACAGAUUAGCUAUAACCUUGGGCACAUUUCUUAACUGCUCAUGUCUCAGUUUGCUUAUCUAUAAAAUGGUGUCAAUAUUAUACCUACUUCAUAGUAUUGUUAGGAGGAUUAAUAAGUUAAUACACACAAAGUGCUUAGAAUACUGCUUGGCAUAUGCUGAAUGCCCAGUAAAUACUUAAUGUUCUUGCUGUUGUAUGUCAAGACUGGACUCACUUAAAUUAGUGUUGUCAGUUAAAUACAUUCAUGUUACUUGCACACAUGAAUUUCUGAUCUUGUGUCACCUUUGGAAAAAGUUGAUGCCCUUUACUCUAUUUUAGAUUACCUUAUAUAGCCUGUGAGAGUGUUACUUCAAUAAAGAUAAAAUCUUUAUAUCUUAUGGAUUUUUAAUCUCAAAUAUAUAUAUCAUACCAUUAGCAUUUUAUAAUCUUAUAAAUAUUAGUGUCUCAAAUUAAAGAUAAAAGGUACAGGUAGAAUAUUUCACAUAAUAUUACAUUAUUUCACUUGUACAGGAAGAAUAGAAAUUUGAGAGAGGAAACUGUCAAUAUUCAGUCUCUUAAUAUGGACAUGAACUUAAGUCUCAGCUGAAGGGAGGUAUUUUCAUAUUCUUGUUGAAAUGUUGCAUUGUUAUUAAGUAUUUGCCUUAUAUUUUUAUAAAUAAGGAUUUCACUUAAAGAAUAAUGUGUUGCCCUCCUCAAAAAUUAAAUGUGUGGAACCAGUUGUGCAAUAUGUAAAUUUGUGAGACAAUGUACGUUUUUUUUUAAGUCCAGAUACAUUUUUUUUGAGAGAAGGACAUGUCUAUUACAUCUAGUUUUUGAAGAAAGAAAGAUUAUAUAGCUUUAUCCUAAGGAGUUGGCAGACUAUGACCAGUGGGCCAAAUCUGGCCUGCUACCAGUUUUUGUAAAUAACAUUUUAGUAGAACACAGCCAGAACCACUCAUACACCUACUGUCUGUAGCUGCUUUUGUGCUACAGGAGCAAAGAGUAGUUGUGACAGAAAUCAAAUAUUGUAGGAAAGCCUGCAAUAUUUACUAUCUGGUUCUUUACAGGAAAAGUUAGCCAAUCUCUGCCCUAAGUAAUUAGUAAAAUAGAUAUAUUAAUUCUUUAUUACUUAGAAAAAACUGAAGUUGGAACAAGUAGUAUAUGCUAUUGGUACCAGAAUUUGUCAAAAAUAACUUGCCAAGAAAACCACAAUCCUUGUUCUUAUCCUUAUUUGUAGUGACUAGUAUGAAUAGGGCUGCCUCAUAAAUUAGUAAAUCCUAACUAUUUGAUAGGAAUGUGUCAGUACUUGCAGUGGGGGCUUUUUGUCAAAUACAGAGUUAUCAGGUGUUUUGAAAUGGUCUACUAAUUUUAAUAGAACUUUCCAUUAUAUCCUAGGGCAGAUAGAAAUCCUUCAUUGGUUUCAAUUGAGCAUUCCUAUCACACUUGGACAACUUUUGGAUUCUGUAGAAUACCUAGACAACAGACAGUGGUUUUUUUUUUCUGUUUUUGUUUUUAAAAAAUAAAAUCAGUACUGCUUAAACAGAGGGAAAAGGGUGAAUAUGAGGUUGAAAAACCUGUUAAAACACAUCAGUCUUGAGUAAAAUAUAGGAGGAGUUUGUUCUUAGAUAUCAAAAUAUAUUUGGUAGCCAAUCAUAUUUAAAUUAAACUGAUUGGUCAUCAGCAUACUGAUUAUUUUAUAUAAGAAAUUGAACUUAUGAAAAAAAAAUUCAUGUGUUGAUUUGACCAAGAUUGAUGUUUUAUAACAGUGUUUAGGGAACUAGGCAUGAAGGGCCUAAUGAGAUCCUGUUUUACAAUAUUCAUUGCCAUUCUCAUUCAUAUUUUUCCUUUUUAGAUUUGUGUUCUGAAACUUUGAGAAUUACCAAUUCCACUCUGUGGACAUUCAUAUCAACCGGGAUCCAGUGCACAAUUUUCAUUUUUGAUGUUAUUCUGAUUAUAUUAUUAUUUUAUUAUCAGAUUAUAUUAUUCUGAUUACAUUACUAUUUCAUCAGAAUCUUUACGCUUCAGCCAACCACUUGGGUGUAUCAGGACUAUAAUUAACAUAUUGGUAAUAAGCAAACAUACUCAUUUAACAAAUGUAAGCAAUAAUAGGCAAAUGCCAUUAUUGGGAAAACUAGGCCCUCAAUGUUAGCUAACUAAACAGACCAAUGCAAUCUUUAUAACUCAUUCACACACUUAAAGAAUAUGAGAAUUUUGAAGAGUACAUUAAUUUUUCUGUAAAACAUGAUUAAUAUCAAAUUGUAAGAUGUAUGCAAAUAAAAUUGCUUUCUUUUCUCAAAUGGGCAAGCUUUGUACAGAUGCCUUGAUGGAUCUUCCGGGAACUACCAUGUCCAGAGAUUUAUUGAGUUUUAAAUAAGAGCCAUGAAAAGAUCAGAUUUGCCAAGUUUACAAAGAUAGUUCUGGCCUUUAUUUCAAGGAUAGGUGAAGAGAUCAAGGCUCAAGCAAAGACAAUUUACGGAAAAACAUUCUUUAGAGACAAACUUCAUCAAUAUAUCUUUUUCUUAAGGAAAAGUGAAGAAAGGGAGAACUCUGGUUGGCCGUCAGUGUCCUUGACUUGUCUCCUUCCCCUAUUUAAAAAUAGAAUCAGUUAAUAAUGUUUAUUAGUGUUAAUGUUGGACAUUUUAAAAUACCCUUUGCUUAAGAAUUAAUAACUUUGUUGGAUGGCUCAAAAAUUGUGUUUUGGAAGUUGAUAAGGUAUUGAUUUUAGAUUUAACAUGGUACAAUAUCAAAUCAUGGCAAAAAUGAUCCACUUUAUGAUUUCACUGACUCUUUUCAAUAAUUAAGGUUUCUCUAAGUGUAAAGUGUAAAGAUUUUUAGAGGAAGAUGUGGAAGUACUCAUAAUAUAGUUCUUAGUCUAAAUUUCUAAUGAGAUUUUUUUUUUAACUAAGGAAGUUUUAAGAACAGAUUUACAAAACAGUGAUUAUUGAAAGAUGGUGAUACUUGCUCUUACCUUUCCCAUGAUCAGUUGAGCUGAUAUGGUCAACUACUAAUUCCAUUCUUAGUGCUAUUUCCAAAGCAGUAUGUGAAUGAAGCUGUAUUUAAAACAUUCAUUUACCAAGUAGAUAUUUAUUAAGCAAGACUUUUUUCUCCAAAAUCUGAGUUUCCUUUUUUAAGAAAAUAUUUUACGAAUGCCUUUUCUUGUUGUUGUAAUGUUUAGCACAUGUAUGACUGUGUUCAUGUGCACAUUUGUUUGCAUUAGUCUUACUUAUAGCUACUGUUUCUUUGGGCUGUCUGCUACAGUCUGGCUUGUGCUUCUUCCACACUGCUGAAAUGCUUUUGCUAAAGUACCAGUGACCUUCCAGUUGUGAGAUAUCUUUCAAAUUUUUCCUUACUGGCUCUGUUACUUUGGACGGUUUAUGUCUAUCUUGGAAUUCACUGUUAAGACAUAGUGUCUUAAAAUUCACUAUUCCUUGUCUCCCCUAACACUGUUCUCCUCAUCUUGUUCUUGUUCUCUUCAUUCCUUUCUCAUCAUUCGUUGUCUUUUUAUGAUAUUCUUAUCAUACCUUUCCCUGGCUUUUCUUAGUUUCCUUAUUGGUACUAACAAAGUUCUAUCUUUGGUCCACUUUCUUGUUCUUCUGACUUUAACUGAUCAGUCUCUCUCUCUCUUUUUUUUUUUUUUUGAGUCCAGGUCUUAUUCUGCUGCCCAGGCUGGAGUACAGUGGCAUAAUCAUAGCUCACUGCAGCCUCAAUCUCCUUGGGUCAAGUGAUAAACCCACCUCAGCCUCCCAAGUAGCUAGGACUACAGGCACACACCACCCCACAUGGCCAAUUUUUUAUUUUAGUAGAGAUGGGCUCUUGCUAUGUUGUCCAGGCUGGUCUGAAACUCCUGGCCUCAAAGGGCUUCUCCUGCCUCAGCCUCCCAAAGUGCUCGGAUUACAGGUGUGAGCCAUUGUACUUGACCCAGUCUCAUUUGCUUUCAUGAUUUAAACUAAUUUCAUUUUUUUUUUUUUUUUUGAGAUGGAGUCUCACUCUGUUGCCCAGGCUGGAGGCUAUCCCAGCUCACUGCAACCUUUGCCUCCUGGAUUCAAGUGAUUCUCUUGCCUCAGCCUCCUGAGUAGCUGGGAUUACAGGCUCCUGCCACCAUGCCCAGCUAAUUUUUGUAUGUUUAGUAGAGAUGGAGUUUCACCAUGUUGGCCAGGCUAAUCUUGAACUCCUGACUUCAGGUGAUCCACCUGCCUCGGCCUCCCAAAGUGUUGGGAUUACAGGUGUGAGCCGCCACACUGGCCGAUUUAAACUAAUUUCUAUAUACUGAUGAUUCCUAAAUCUUUCUGGGCCUGAACUUCAAAAUACAGCCUUAUAUAUGAAAUACUCUGCACAAUUCGAACUAGGUAUCCCAGGGGCACCUCGAACUCCUCAUGCCUUUCACUGUACUUCUCUUCCCCUCCAUCUCCCAAGUUCUUCUUCUCUUUACACUCUUGUUUUAGAGGUGGUACACUCAUCUCACCAUUCAUGAGUCAUUUUUUUCUUUUUCCUAUUCACUCAUAUCUAAAUUAAGAAUCAGACCUGCCAAUUUUACCUUCUAAAUAUUUUUCUACUUCAGGCCUUUAUUCUUGAGAGUAGCCUCCUGAUUGGUCUUCUUGCUUACUGUCUCAAAUCUGUCUUUUCUAUAGGUGUUAGAAUGAGUUAUCUAUAAAGGUUGUCUAAUCUUUAGAUCUUUUGUCACCUACAGGAUGAAGUCUGUCUUACAAAGGUAUGCAUAGCCUCUUGUUUCUUUGUGGCAUCCAUUUUUGCUCCUACCUCUCCAGCAGUUUAUGCUCUAACAAGACCAACUUGCUUGUGGGUCUCUUAUGUACAUGGUAUUUUAUGUCCUGCCACUGUACCAUUUCUGAUCUUGUCCUUUCUGCUUGGAUUUUUUUCUCCAUUUAAGUUAGUUAAUUAUUGUCCAUCAUUUUAAAACAUAACUGUCAUCUGUUAUAAGAAGUCUUCCCUGAUAGAAAGUAGGUACCCUUCUUCUGAGGUCCUUUAACAUUCUGUCUCUAGCUCAUUGUGCUAUAAUUGUUUAUAUGUUUGUCUCCUCAAGUAAACCAAGCUUCACUGGGACUAAACUUAUUUGAGGUCAGUACCAUGGUUUUUUCAUCUUUGAAUUCUUGGGACUAGUACAGUGUCUGCCACAGAGUAGAUAGAGACUCAACAAAUGUUUAUUGAAUAAAUAAACUGAAUGGACUUGUCUUUUUAAAUUGCAGCACAAUUAAUGUACAUUAAAAUGCACAGCUCUUAAGUGUUUAGCAUGAUAGGUUUUGAUAGUUGUGUACGUUUAAGUAACCCCCAUUCUAAAUGUUAUAUAGAAUGUUUUCAUCACCCAAGAAAGUUUUCUCCUGCUCUGUUCCUUCUGUGCCCACAGAUAGUCUUUUUCUGACAUCUGGCAUCAUGAAUUCACUAUCUUGUAAUUGGAUAUUAUAAAAAUGGAAACCUUAUUUCUUCUGACAUCUUAGAAGUAUAAUGCUUUUGAGAUUCAUUCAUAUUCUUGUCUGUAUUGGUAGUUCAUUUUUUAUUGUUGAGUAGUAGUUCCUGUUUGAGUAUACCAUAAUUUGUUUGGUCAUUCUCCUUUUGAUAGACAAUAACCAGUUUUUGGUUAUUAUGAAUAAGGCUUGGAGCAUUCAUUUAUAAGUAUUUUUUGUGGACAUAUGUUUUCAUUUCUCUUAGAGGAUAUCUAGGAGUGAAAUUGCUGGGCCAUAGGGCACAUUUUUGUUUAACUUUAUAGGAAACAGCCAAACGUUUAUUUCCAAAGUGGGUGUGACAUUUUAUACUCCAACCAACAGUGUAUGAGAGAUCUGGUUUCUCCACUUCCUCACCAAUAUUCUAUUUUCAGUCCUUUUGAUUUUAGCCGUUCAUCUGGUGUGAAAUGGUAUCUCAUUGUGGUUUUAAUGUGUAUUUUCUUGAUGGCUAAAGAUGUUGAGUACUUUUUAAUGUGACUAUUAGCUCUUCAUAAAGUAUCUAUUUGAGUCUUUUGUCCGUUAAGAAUUUGGAUUGUUGUACCUAUCACUGAUAGCCUAAAGAAAAUAUGGAACAUAUACACCAUGGAAUACUAUGCAGCCAUAAAAAAGAAUGAGUUCAUGUCCUUUGCAGGGACAUGGAUGCAGCUGGAAACCAUCAUUCUCAGCAAACUAACAUAGGAACAGAAAAACCAAACACCAUGUGUUCUCACUCAUAGGUGGGAGUUGAACAGUGAGAACACAUGGACACAGAGAGGGGAACAUCACACACUGAGGCCUGUUGUGGGGGCGGGGGGCAAAGGGAGGGAGAACAUUAGGACAAAUACCUAAUGCAUGUGGGGCUUAAAACCUAGAUGAUGGGUUGAUAGAUGCAGCAAACCACCAUGGCACAUGUAUACCUAUGUAACAAACCUGCACAUUCUGCACAUGUAUCCCAGAACUUAAAGUAAAAUAAAAAAAAAAGAAUAGAUGGAUGAAAGCAGAAAGGAAGAAAAGGAAUAAUCUAAAGUAAAUAUGGUAAAAUGCUAAUAUUUUAAAAAUCUAGGUGGUGUGAGCAGGAAUUUUUAAAAAUUAUUUUUAAUGUUUUUCCUAUAAGUAAAAAUAUUUCAUAUUAGAAGACAAAAAGAGAUGAAAAGGUAUUUUCAUCUCUCUUAUAAUUAUUGUGGUUAUGUGUUUUAUAUGUAAUACAUCAUGUAAUGAUAGAUAUACUAGAUUAUUAAUAUUACAAAUAUAGACUUAGAAGAUAGAUAUCAUUUACAUCAAGUUAAUCAGUGUAUAAGAAGUAUGAUUUUUUCUACUUGUAAUUAUUUCCAUAAAGGUUAAUGUUUUUUACCUAACAACAACAACAACAAAAAGAAAUUGGAUUGUUGGACUUCUUAAUGUUGAUUUGUAGGAGUUGAUUAUAUGUUCUAGAUAUGAGUCUUAAAAUACAUAUGCUAUGAAUGUUUUUUACAAUCUGUGGCCUUUUUACUUUAUUAAUGAUAUUUUUUGAUGACUAAAUAUUUUUAAUUUUGGUCAAGAUCAAUUUUAUCAGUUUUUUUUUUCUUUUAUAAUGAGGGCUUUUUAUGUCCUGUUCAAGAAUUGUUGCCUACUUCAAGUUUGUGAAGGUACUUUCUUAUGCUUGCUUCCAGAAGCUGUAUGAUAUGGGUUUUAUAUUUAAGUAUAUGAUCAAAUUAUGUUGGUUUGUGGAGUGGGAAAGAAGCAUGGUAUUAUUUUUAUUUUUAUACAGAUAUUCAGGUAUUUCAGUGACAUUUGUAAAAAAAAAUUUUCUUUAUUGGAUUGACUUGGCAUUUUGAUUGAAAAUCUGUUGACCAGGCUGGGCGUGGUGGCUGAUGCCUGUAAUCCCAGUGCUUUGGGAGGCCGAGGCGGGUGGAUCAUGAGGUCAGGAGAUCAAGACCAUCCUGGCUAACAUGGUGAAACCCCGUCUCUACUAAAAAUACAAAAAAAAUUAGCCGGGCGUGAUGGCGGGCGCCUGUAGUCCCAGCUACUCGGGAGGCUGAGGCAGGAAAAUGGCAUGAACCCAGGAGGCGGAGCUUGCAGUGAGCCGAGAUCACGUCACUGUGCUCCAACCUAGGUGACAGACUGAGACUCCGUCUCAAAAAAAAAGAAAAUCUGUUGACCGUAUUUUGUGGGUCUAUAUUGUUUUAUUAUUCUAUUUGACUGUCCUCAUGCCAAUAUCACACUGUCUGGAUUAAUGAAGCUUUAUGAUAAGUACUGAUAACAAUUAGUGUGAGCCCUCAUCUUUUCUUUCAGGUUAAUUUGGGAAUUCUUGAGCAUUUGCGUUUCCAUAUUGUAUUAGUUCAUUUUCAUACUGCUGUGAAGAAAUACCCGAGACUGGGUAAUUAAUAAAAAAAAAGAGGUUUAAUGGACUCACAGUUCCAUAUGGCUCAGGAGGCCCCACAAUCUUGGCAGAAGACGAAGGAGGAGCAAAGGCACAUCCUACAUGGUGGCAGGCAGCAGAGCAUGUGCACAGGAACUGCCCUUUAUAAAACAAUCGGAUCUCAUGAGGCUUACUUACUAUCACGAGAAUAGCAUAGGAAAAACUUGCCUUCUUGAUUCAAUUACUUCCCACUGGGUCCCUCCUGUGACACAUGGGGAUUAUGGGAGCUACAAUUCGAGAUGAGAUUUGGGUGGGGACACAGCCAAACCAUAUCACAUACGAAUUUUAACAUCAGUUUGUCUAUUUGCUGAAGAAAAUCCUACUAGGACUUAUGAUAACUAGAAAAUGGUGGCAGUGUAGUAAAUAACUUCCCAAAAUCUUUCCCCCAAACUAUACGGAUGACUUCACACCUAAGCAAAAUCUGUGUAAAACAAUGCUCUCAACCUUAUGUGAGCACAGAGAAUGUGGAAACUAUCAAAGACCUGUGAGUAAAAAGAAAAAGUUAAAAGCCAGCCCCAUGGUUCCACACACUCCUGUGCCAAUCUUGUCCCACUUGUGGGGCUUUGGUGAUCCAAGGCAGACCUCGAAAAAAACUACAGAAAAGCAGAGGAGAGAUGCAAAUGAAAUGACUGGAGGGUGGUAGGAAUGACCACCAGAAAGAUCAAAUCCACCCUAAAUGUGAAAAAUAAAGAAAUUUGGCUUAUUAGGAAGAUAUUUCAAAGUAAGGACAGGUGCCAAGUAAAGGGCCAGAAAGAAACAGAUGAAAAACAGUGGGUCAGGCAUGUAACUUAAAAUAGACACAUGCCAUAUAAAGGAAUUGGUGUGUGAAUUAAAGGGAUAGAUUCUAUUUAAAUGGGUAAGUCUGAUUUCAAAGAAUAGGUACGAUUUAAAGGGUUCAAUUUUUGAAAUGCAUAGCUUCUGGGGGAGAAAGAAACAAAAAGGAGGGAAGGCGUUUCCUUUGGCAAUUGGAUAAUGAAGAGGAAAAGAAGGAAAAGGGAAAAAUUAAGGCCCUGUGAGACAAAAUAGAACUACACAGGUGGAGGAUUCAUAAUAUGCCCCCUAAUGAAACCAACCACUUCAUUAAAGUAUAUAGCAUGGAUUGACUGGUAGGAAAGGGUGACAUUGGACUAGAAAUAUUGUAAAACAGCCCAAUGUCACAAAAAUGAACAAAAUAUUUCUAAAUCAGGAAACAAAUUUGCACGCAAACCUAGGAAAAUUCUUUUUCCCCAAAACAACCGUGAACUAUAACUCUAAGUUCAUACUCCAACAGAAUUAAAUUUACUCCAACGAGCAUUUGGAAGUAUGAAAAAUCACUUGAGUCAGAAAUUAAAAAACUAAAGACAGAAGUGGACAAUAAACAGGGACAAAUGGGGGAAAAUGUUGAUGGAGCUUUGGAAAGAAAUGGAAGAAAAUAUCAGAAUUAUUUUAGAAAUAAAGAAUAUAUUACAAGAUACCCAAGGGAAAAUGGACUAGAAUGAAAAAUUGAUAAGGAGCAUUGAAGAAAGAAAAACAACUAUGAGAAUUUAAAUAAGAAAUGUCAGAGAGAAAGUAGUCGAAUAUUAUUCCUUUGGAAUAAUAUUCAAGUCAAGGAAGGAAUAAUAUUUGUUUUAUUUGAGUCCCUAAGGGGAAAAAACCAAAACAAUUGAAAAGAGCUGAUAUCUAAAACUAUAAUUCAAGAAAACUUUCCAGAUGGAAAAAGAUGUAAAUCCACACAUUGAAAGUAUGUCAAGUGCAAUGAAAGAUUAAUCCACAGCAAUUAACUCCAAGACAUAUCCCAGUUAAAAAUUAUCAGAUUAUUAAGAUAAUAAAAUCCUUAGGACCGACAUGAAACAAGUCAAAUAAAAGCAAAAGAAUUAUAGUAGCAUCAAGCUUUUCAAAACCAAUAUAUAAAGCAAGGCAGAAAUAGAGCAGCAUUCAAAGAAAAGUCAGUGGAAGUAUGAAUUUGGGAUUUUAUAUCUAGCCAAGCUGCUUUUUAAAUAUUAAGGCCAUAUAAAAAUAGUUUUCAUCAUACCAGAACUUUUAUGCAUCAAGAGAUAGAGCAACUGGCUUUCUGAAACAGAAACUUCAGGAGUUUGCAGGGACACAUACAUAGAAACAUACCAGUAACAGGAUACUUCGUUAUACUGCUUUCAUUACUAGUAAUGAUAGAUUUAAGUGGACAAAAUAUAAGGAGGUAGAAGAUGUAAACAAUAUAGCCAAUAAGGUUGAUCUUCUGGGUAUACUGUAUAUUGAAUGCUAUACCUCGAUAAGAGAAAAUACUCAUUUUCUUAAGUGCCUAUGGCACAUUCACAAAAACUGAUUAUAUAUUAUGUCAUAAGGAAAACAUUAAUAACUUCCAUAAAGUAGAACUAUUAUAAACACUCUGAUUACAGUGGACUAAAACUAGGAUUUACUAACAAAACCAAAUACAAGCCCUUUCACCUAGAAAUUAAAAAGUUUGACUAAACAACUUUUUAAAAAGUAUUUUAAAAAAUUGUAAAAGGAGAAAUACAAUUAAGUGUAUUUAAUUGUAAAAAAAUGUAAUGACAGUGACACUUUAUAUCAUAAUUUAUGUGGUAUAUUUAAAGCAGUGAUUAGAGGAAAAUUUAUUUUACUGCUUUUAUUAAUAAAAUGAAUAAAUGAACUAAAUUUUCAGCGAAACUAAAAAAGAUCAAGGUAAGUCAAAAGAAAGGAAGAAAAAUAAUAACUAUAAAAGCAGAAAUUGAUGAGCAAAAGAAUAGAAAAACAGUAAAUCUAGCAAAUAAGCCAAAAUCCUGAUGUUUUCUCUCCCUGGCCAUGCAGUGGUUUUUUUUGUUUGUUUGUUUUUGUUUUUUGAGAUGGAGUCUUACUCUGUCGCCCAGGCUGGAGUGCAGUGGCGCCAUCUUGGCUCACUGCAAGCUCCGCCUCCCGGGUUCACGCCAUUCUCCUGUCUUAGCCUCCCGAGUAGCUGGGACUACAGGCGCCCGCCACCAUGCCCGGCUAAUUUUUUGUAUUUUUGGUGGAGACGGGGUUUCACUGUGUUAGCCAGGAUGGUCUGGAUCUCCUGACCUCGUGAUCCACCCACCUCGGCCUCCCAAAGCGCUGGAAUUACAGGCGUGAGCCACCGCCCCCAGACAGUGGUUUUUAAAAAACAACUUUAUUGAGUUAUAAAUCACAGAAAAAAAUUCACCUCUUUAAAGUGUACAGUUCUGGCUGGGCGCAGUGGCUCACGCGUGUAAUCCCAGCACUUUGGGAGGCUGAGGUUGGCGGAUCACUUGAGGGAGGAGUUCGAGACCAGCCUGGCCAACAUGGCAAAACCCCUUCUCUACUAAAAAUACAAAAAUUAUCUGGGCAUAGUGGGAUGCUCCUGUAGUCCCAGCUACUCCGAAGGCUGAGGCAGGAGAAUUGCUUGAACCCAGGAGGCAGAGGUUGCAGUGAGCAGAGAUUGUGCCACUGUACCCCAGCCUGCGCAACAGAAGGCAACUCUGUCUGAAAAAAUAAAUAAAAAUAAAGCAUAUCAUUCAGUAGCUUUUCGUAUAUUCACAGAGAUUUGUAAUCAUCACUACUAUCUAAUUCAAGAACAUUUAACCCGAUAUGCAUUGGCAUCAUUCCCCUUUCCUCCUAGACCCUGGCAACUUCUCAUCUGCUUUCUGUCUCUAUGGAUUUUUUUAUAUGACGUUUCAUAUAAGUGGAAUCAUACAGAUUGUGGCUUUUAAUGUUUGGCCUCUUUCAUUUAGCAUAACAUUUUUAUGGUUCAUUCAUGUUGCUGCAUGUAUCAUUCCUUCACUUAUUUUUAUGACAAUAAUAUUACAAUGUGUGGAAAUAACACAUUUUGUUUAUAUUCAUUUAUCGGAUGAACAGUCUUGGUGUUUUUGAAAAAGUUAACAAAAUAGACAAACCAUUAGCUAACUUAUUCAAGGAAAAAAUGCAUAACUAUGUAAAAUAAGAAAUAACAAAGAGAAGUCAUCUUUGAAACAGAAUACAUUAAAAAUAAUUUGAUUAAAAAAUGGGCAAACGAUCUGAAUAAACUUUUCCCCAAAGAAGACAUAAAAAUGUCUAAGAGGUGUAUGAAAAGGUGCUCAAGAUCACGAAUGAUCAGGGACAUGCAAAUUGAAACCACUAUGAUGUAUCACCUCACACCUAUAAGGAUGGCUAUUAUCAAAAAAGAUACAAGAUAACAAAUGUUGGCAGGGGUGUGGAGAAACACCCUAGUACACCGUUGAUGGGAAUGUAGAUGGGUACAGCCCUUGUGGAAAACAGUAUGGAAACUCCUAAAGAAAUUAAAAAUAGAACUACAGUAUGACCUAGCAAUCCCUAUUCUGAGUAUAUAUCCAAAGAAGAUGAAAUCACUACCUCAUAAAGAUAUUUGCACUUCCAAGUUUAUUGCAGCAGUAGUCACAGUAGCCAAGCUAUGGAAACAAUCUAAUGUCCAUCGAUGGAAAAAUGAAUAAAGAAAAUGUGGUAUAUACAGUUGAUCUUGAACAGUACGGAUUUGAACUGUGUGAGUUCACUUAUACGUGGAUUUUCUUUGAUUUCUACCAUGCCACCACUGAGACAGCAAGACCAACCCCUCCUCUUCUUCCUCCUCCUCAGCCUACUCAACAUGAAGACAAUGAGGAUGAAGACCUUAAUGAUGGUCUCUUUCCACAUAAUGAACAGUAUCUUUCAGAUGAAGGCAUUGAAGCUUGCACAAGCUCUCCAGACAAAGUCAAUGUAAAUGACAUCAUCCUGAUUGCUCUCAAUACAGAUCUGAGAACAAUUGGCAAGAAAUUCCUCCCCAGUGACAUCAAUAGUGGAAAGGUAGAAAAGCUCGAAGGUCCAUGUGUUUUGCAAAUUCAAAAAAUUCGCAAUGUUGCUGCACCAAAGGAUAAUGAAGAAUCUCAGGCUGCACCAAGGAUGCUGCGAUUACAGAUGACUGAUGGUCAUAUAAGUUGCACAGCAGUAGAAUUUAGUUAUAUGUCAAAAAUAAGCCUGAACACACCACCUGGAACUAAAGUUAAGCUCUCAGGCAUUGUUGACAUAAAAAAUGGAUUCCUGCUCUUGAAUGACUCUAACACCACAGUUCUUGGUGGUGAAGUGGAACACCUUAUUGAGAAAUGGGAGUUACAGAGAAGCUUAUCAAAACACAAUAGAAGCAAUAUUGGAACUGAAGGUGGACCACCGCCUUUUGUGCCUUUUGGACAGAAGUGUGUAUCUCAUGUCCAAGUGGAUAGCAGAGAACUUGAUCGAAGAAAAACAUUGCAAGUUACAAUGCCUGUCAAACCUACAAAUGAUAAUGAUGAAUUUGAAAAGCAAAGGACGGCUGCUAUUGCUGAAGUUGCAAAGAGCAAGGAAACCAAGACAUUUGGAGGAGGUGGUGGUGGUGCUAGAAGUAAUCUCAAUAUGAAUGCUGCUGGUAACCGAAAUAGGGAAGUUUUACAGAAAGAAAAGUCAACCAAAUCAGAGGGAAAACAUGAAGGUGUCUAUAGAGAACUGGUUGAUGAGAAAGCUCUGAAGCACAUAACGGAAAUGGGCUUCAGUAAGGAAGCAUCGAGGCAAGCUCUUAUGGAUAAUGGCAACAACUUAGAAGCAGCACUGAACGUACUUCUUACAAGCAAUAAACAGAAACCUGUUAUGGGUCCUCCUCUGAGAGGUAGAGGAAAAGGCAGGGGGCGAAUAAGAUCUGAAGAUGAAGAGGACCUGGGAAAUGCAAGGCCAUCAGCACCAAGCACAUUAUUUGAUUUCUUGGAAUCUAAAAUGGGAACUUUGAAUGUGGAAGAACCUAAAUCACAGCCACAGCAGCUUCAUCAGGGACAAUACAGAUCAUCAAAUACUGAGCAAAAUGGAGUAAAAGAUAAUAAUCAUCUGAGACAUCCUCCUCGAAAUGAUACCAGGCAGCCAAGAAAUGAAAAACCGCCUCGUUUUCAAAGAGACUCCCAAAAUUCAAAGUCAGUUUUAGAAGGCAGUGGAUUACCUAGAAAUAGAGGUUCUGAAAGACCAAGUACUUCUUCAGUAUCUGAAGUAUGGGCUGAAGACAGAAUCAAAUGUGAUAGACCGUAUUCUAGAUAUGACAGAACUAAAGAUACUUCAUAUCCUUUAGGUUCUCAGCAUAGUGAUGGUGCUUUUAAAAAAAGAGAUAACUCUAUGCAAAGCAGAUCAGGAAAAGGUCCCUCCUUUGCAGAGGCAAAAGAAAAUCCACUUCCUCAAGGAUCUGUAGAUUAUAAUAAUCAAAAACGUGGAAAAAGAGAAAGCCAAACAUCUAUUCCUGAUUAUUUUUAUGACAGGAAAUCACAAACAAUAAAUAAUGAAGCUUUCAGUGGUAUAAAAAUUGAAAAACAUUUUAAUGUAAAUACUGAUUAUCAGAAUCCAGUUCGAAGUAAUAGUUUCAUUGGUGUUCCAAAUGGAGAAGUAGAAAUGCCACUGAAAGGAAGACGAAUAGGACCUAUUAAGCCAGCAGGACCUGUCACAGCUGUACCCUGUGAUGAUAAAAUAUUUUACAAUAGUGGGCCCAAACGAAGAUCUGGGCCAAUUAAGCCAGAAAAAAUACUAGAAUCAUCUAUUCCUAUGGAGUAUGCAAAAAUGUGGAAACCUGGAGAUGAAUGUUUUGCACUUUAUUGGGAAGACAACAAGUUUUACCGGGCAGAAGUUGAAGCCCUCCAUUCUUCGGGUAUGACAGCAGUUGUUAAAUUCAUUGACUACGGAAACUAUGAAGAGGUGCUACUGAGCAAUAUCAAGCCCAUUCAAACAGAGGCAUGGGCUGGAAAACAUUUUCAGACACUGUGCUUUAUCCUGAAAGGAUUUGGUGAAAAGGGAUCUCUGAGCUCCAGGGGAGCUGGAAAUGCACAGGAGGAGUCAGAAGACCUGGGUUCGAGUCCUGGCUCUGCCACUUACUACCUAUGUGACUUUGGGAGGAAGAAGGCACCUACGAUCAAACUCUGGAGUUCCGUAGGGGAGGUGAUGGCCAGCCAAGACGAUCCACUCGGCCAACCCAACAGUUUUACCAACCACCCCGGGCUCGGAACUAAUAGGAAAAGUAGACUCUUUGUGAAGAAACGAGCCAGUGACUGAAACACCCUGGUGGAAACCUGUUGACAGACCUUCCACUUUCUCUUCAGAAUAAGUAGCUGUGGUGGAUAUUAUUAUUUGAAGAAAGAAAAAACAGAUUUUAGGGUGGAAAAAACAGUCAACUCACACAAAGAAUGGAAAAAAAUACUGAGUUAAAUUAAGCAAAUACCUUUUACAAGUGAAAGGAAGAAUUUUUCUUCUGCCGUCAAUAAAACCAUUGUGCUAUUAUUGUUUUA